Molecule: messenger RNA, 411 nt
Organism: Scutellospora calospora
Lineage: Eukaryota; Fungi; Glomeromycota; Glomeromycetes; Diversisporales; Gigasporaceae
Source: the annotation of a GenBank genome assembly
AUUUACUUUCUAAUGGUAUUGUUAAUCAUACUUUUUUACAAAUGUACCAUGAGCGACUGUUUGAACUCAUUAUUGAGCAACACUGUUUGAACGAAUUAAUGUGGAAUAAAGCCGAAAGACGCCAAAAUGUUUUGACCCAACUGGAAUAUGUGUGGGAACUACCUUCGUAUAGACAAAAAUCUCCAAAAAUUACCGAAUAUUCAUAUUCGCACCAAAUAGUUAAAUCCAUUUGUGAUUUUCUAUUGUAUAACAUCAAGGGGAUCGAUGUCGAAUAUAAUGGGCCAUCUGUAUCUACUCACAAUCGGAACGGAGGACAGUCUGGGCCAAGACGCUGCCCAGACUUAAUGGUAUCUAAGAGUUUUAGAUCACCUAAUCAUAAAUGGGAAUUCAUGCUUUGCGAAAUAAGCUAUG